This is a messenger RNA of Symbiodinium pilosum, 354 nucleotides long. The record is from the annotation of a GenBank genome assembly. Lineage: Eukaryota; Dinophyceae; Suessiales; Symbiodiniaceae.
GCCCCACCAAGCAACGAGUUCGAGAUCAUUCCAUCUCGCGGCACCCUGCUGCCGAACUGUGCACAGCGAAUUCAGGUAGAUUUCAUCAGCAGCACGGAGAAGAAGUAUGACACGAGGCUUUCUGUGGACCUGGAGGGUGUCGGGAAGGAGCUCCUCUCCAUCCCCAUCUUUGCACAGUGUGCCGUUCCUACUGUUUCCUUCGAACCGCACGGCUGCCUGAACUACGGGGACGUGUUCAUCAGGUAUCCGUUUCACCAGUCCCUGUACUUGCACAACACCUCUGUCUUGCCUGCCAAGUUCAUGGUGGAGGCACAGGAAGACAAGUCCAAGGCGGAGUUCGAGCCGGAUCAGUGG